Messenger RNA from Racocetra persica, 486 nucleotides. The record is from the annotation of a GenBank genome assembly. Lineage: Eukaryota; Fungi; Glomeromycota; Glomeromycetes; Diversisporales; Gigasporaceae.
AGCAAAUGAAGGAAAGUUUGUAUUAUACAGCUAGCCAUUCUACGAUUGAAGAGGUUGAGUCACUUACCAUUUAUGAGCCUUCACAAAGUAAAGACGUGGAUGACGAACCUGAUGCUAUUAAUUUAUCUGCUAAAUAUCUUCUGGAUCAUUUGGAACAGAAUACAAUUAAAGAAAUCAGGAAAUUGUCAAGAGUUACAAGUAGUAAAAUUAAUCAUUUUAUAUUUCUUCUUAUUAAUGGUUCAUAUAGUUGUAUAUGUCUUUUACAGCAAAAAAAAGAUAUUACAUCAGAAAACAACAAAUGUCAAUUUAAGUGGUUACAACCAUUUGUUAAUGAUGAGUCAGGUGAAAUCACAAACGAAGUGCAACCACUUGUGAAUCCUCAAAAGGUGGUUGGUAAAGGAAGGUCAAAAGCUGCAAGUCACAAAAAUACUACAAAUACUACAUUACAAGAAACAGGCAAUAAGAAAAAACGUGGACAAUACACUU